CGACCCAGUCUUUUUUGUUGAAAUUUUCCUGUUGUGUUGUGUGUAGUGAGUGCAACGAUGUAUCCCAAGCUCGCAGUUUUGAGUCAAAGUCGCCACCGUUCUUUGGUGUUAGGUCUUGAAUAUGCACGCAGAAGUCUUCAAACGUGUUCAGGUGCGUUUUUGUAAGUUUUGAUCGGGAUCCGAGAAUCUUGCGAUCACGUUAUUGCACGUUGCUCAACUCGCGCUCCAGAGCUCACGUCGGAGCCAGUCGUGAAAUGCUAAAAAAGAAAACAGCUGUGCUUAGUAGAUGGGAGCAUAGAACUCACUCUAUUUUAUAGAUUUCUUGUGUUUUAUGUAUAUUUGUUUAUCUAAGAGUACAUGCACUGCCUGCAGUGGUUAUGUACUUUUGGAGUUGGCUACAUCUCCAUAAACCACUGGGCACGUCAUAGUAACUAAUUUAUGCUUAAUAAACUGGAGUGGGCAUCCUUUGAAGGUGGGAAAGUCCCCAGGUUGUUUAUAAGAAUGUGAACAUUUAAUAUAAUUAAGAGAGACAGACGUAAAAAUGGAUCUUACGCGUUUGUUUUGUAUCUCAAAGGCUGGCACCAAGGCCCGGGGGGUGGACUCCCAUAUGAAACAGACGGGGAUGCUCGUCGAAAAUUUUGAAUUUAACCCCUAAAGGAGACCAUCUGGGCGUGGCUCAAGCUUUUUGUGACCCCUAAAGGAGACCAAUCUAGGCGUGGCUUAAGCAAAUUUUGACCCCUAAAAGAGACCGCUUAAAAACACACAAAUACGACAUGCAAUGAGUUUUAAUGAUAUAAAGCAGGAGCCUAACAUAAUCAUCGAAUCCUUUUAUCUAAUAGUAGUUUUUAAAAGCAUUGUCAUAAAUCUUAAGUUCUUUGCAGAACCCUAAACGAGACCUUGGAGGCUUAAAAUAUUGGCGCUUUGCCCGAAACACCCUAAGCGAGACCAAAAUCCAAAAUUUACACCCCUAAGCGAGACGACGAGCAUCCCCGUCUGUUUCAUAUGGGAGUCGCCCCCCCUGGGCACCAAGGGGACUGGCACCUCCAAAUUAUAAUUUCUAAGGCCUCAUUCAAAAUUAAUAAUCAAGACCCCUCCACAGUUUUGUCAACUUUUAACAUGGACAAGUGAGGGAAAAUUCAUCAACACCACUGAAAAGAGCACCUUAAAAUUAGCAAGAUAUAGCUCUGCAAAGUUGUGGAAAUUUACAGACGUCUGUAUGGUGGGGUGGGGCAAGUUUGUGCCCCCAUCAUACAAACGUCUGUAAAAUUUGGUGACCUUGAGCAGCUAUAUCAUUGUUAGCUUUUGAAAAAUCACGUUCAAACUUGGCAGUUUUACUAAUAUUUGAAGGCGCUCUUUCCAGUGGUGCCAAUGUUUUUUCUCCAUAACUUGUCCACGUCAAAAGUUUCAAAACCAUGGGUCUAUUGUGAUCAACAUCCUAAGACCUUUUUUCAUUGGGCAAUCAAACAGGAUAAUGAUUCCCCCAGCCAUAAAUAAAUAUUGAUACUAUUUCAUAUAUAUAAAAAUAUAUCUAGCUGGAUUUUUGAAAAGGUUACUGCCAAAUGGACCUUUUGCAUCCAACAGUAUUUUUCGGCUAAAGAGCAUCUCCAAAGUAGCCAUUAUAAAAACUAAGAGUGCAACCAUUGCUUUUUUCUCUUCUCCUCCUUAUCUUCCUUUUCGCUCUUUCUUUUUCUCCUUUCCGUUUCCUUCGUUAGUGAGAUCUUGCAGCUUAUCGAGUCCAAAAAACCUGCCUUUUGACCCCUUUUAACUCAAAUUAAUGACUGCAACUUUUAUUAAAAAAAUCAGCUAGAUAUAUAUUUGACAUUUAUUUUAUAAUUAAUAAUGCUAAUAGGACUGAUUAGAAUCCAUUUUGAUCUGUACCGGGAUGUAGCUAAGGAUAACUUAAGCAGGCUUUUUUAUCAGUCAAUCUGGUUUUUUCACUCAACUGCACCUUAUAAAUAUCCCAUAUCUUUGUUUUCUAUGGAGUAAUUUGAGAUGGUCUGGCAGCCUGCUCUUAGGGACAUCCCUGCUGUAAUCAUACAAGAUUAGUGAUUAACAAAAUCGUGGUCCUGUUAUUUGAUAUUUGUCCACUGACUGCAGGAUUAUUAAUUUUUUUGCAAUGUGUUUAUUUAUUUAUUUAUUUAAUAUUUAUUUAUUUAAAUGUAGGACCAUUUAGUUUAGCUUAAAAAUUAAUUGUGUUAUUUUUUCAUUUCUUUUUGUUCAGGUUACCGUUUAUUGGUGAAAAUUAGCUACUAAUUAAAAGUAACUUUCGUAAAAAUCCGAAAUGUAAAAACUACCUCACUACCAGGGAUGUUUAAAUUGUUUUCAGGAUCAUUAUUUCAAAAGACAGCACCAGUGGAUCCUGGCAUGGAUAUGCCAUCAUGUGAAUUUAAGCCUGAACCUUAUGAGGUGAAGAUAACCUUUUUUUUCGUUUUAAGGAUAGCAAACUAAGAGAAAUACAUGAAGCUCAAGAUUAUGUAAACUGCAGAUUGGAAGUACAAAUUUUAAAUGAAGAUAUGAUUGAUAGAGAGAAAGAAGAUAGAAAAACAGUUCAGUUGCCAUAUUUAUUUUAAAUCAGCUGAUUUAAACUUGUGUCGGUCACAAAAUUUUAUAUAACUUUGCACAACUUGAACUUACUCAGCUCUAAACUGGUUUUAGAAAUUUUCAAGAUAUGAUUUUGUCUUUUCUUUUGUUGUUUCUGUAUUGUAAUGAUAAGAUUAUACAAAAUUCUCUUAUAUUAAGGAAAAAGAAAAAUCCUUAGUAGUUAACUUAAUUGUAUUACACAGAACAGUAUUUCUUGCAUUUAUUUUCAUGUUUCUAUAACCUGUUUUAAUUGUGAGCAGUGCAAUAUUAAACUUCCACUGAGGAUGCUGAUGGCUGUUUACAAGAGUUGUGCCAAUAAAAUGAGCAGCUUUAUAAGAGAUACCUUUUCCUCUUUGCAAUGGUUUUCUGUUUACUUUAGUGUCAUUUCCAUUUAGCUCCCUAUGUUGUGUAGUAAUCAAUUUAAUUAAAAUAAUGUCAUAUUUUCAAAUUAUUUUACUUUGUAAUGAUUUCAUCACCAGGGGAUCACAUUUGAACAUGCAAAAGAAGUAAGGAAAGCCAAUCUUAACCCAGCUCUAUUCACAUAUUAUAAAAACCCAGUAUUCAUCACAAAGGUAUGGCUCAAGUUGGCAGGUACAAAAUACGUGCAUACAUGCAAUCUAUACAUAUGUAUAUGUUACAGGCCAAAAUUAAAUUCAGGUUGAUUCUCAAUUUCCUUUGUCUCUUAGCUCAUACAUAUACACAUAACAUAAUAAAAUAUAAUUAUAUUAUACAGCCAUAAUCUUCAAAAAACGUCAGUGUGCAAUAAAUUUAGGCAUUAGUACAGUAGGAAAAGAAGAUGCUAACAUAACAUGCACACUAUAGACAGAUUUGAUGUACAUCAAUGUACUACAUGACAACAAACAAACAAAAACAAAGUUACGUUACUGCAACAACAACAGUAAAAGAUGUUGUUACUUCAAUAAUGGAGAUAGCAAACGCAGAAGUUCUGGGGAGUUAAUUGUGACUAGGCCGUGAGCUCUGAUUAAUACAUUUUUCGUUUAAUGCAGCUGACCCACAGCUGUAGCCUAUAGGCUACAAUCACUAUCAUUGCUACUUGUGGGUACCAAGCAAAUGUGGUUAUAAUGUUGUUAAGUCUUAUAGUAUUAAUUUUACUUAGCUUAGGUAGUACAUUGAGGUGUGUUUUUAACAUUUUUGCCUUCAAGGGUCACAUGCAGUGGCUGUGGGAUAACAAUGGCAAGAGAUACUUGGACUUGUUUGCUGGUAUUGUGACUGUCAGUGUAGGACAUUGUCAUCCGUAAGUUAUAUUGACAGAUAUUACAGUUACAUGAGUCAAACCUCAGUAAUAGAAACACUGUGGGGGCCAUAAAAGGUGUCCAUAUUAUAUUAAUUUUUUUAAUUUUAAUUUUAUUAACUUUGCAAACGAUAAGAUAAGUGACACUUCAAAAAAAAACUUGUACAUAUAUAUUCACCUGAGUACAGGCGGGGACUCCGCAACGGUGAGCGCCAAUUACUGCGGGCCCAAGACACAGAUUGCUAAGAAAUGGAAAACUAUUUAUAUUAUCUAAAAACUGUGCUGUCCAAAAUUAUGGGCAGCAUUACAGGUCAAGGAUAUAGAUUUGAAAGAGCGCGGGUCAUUGGGGAUGUAGGAAGUGACAAGAGCUUUUUUGUAAUAACCGUAAAGGACAGCUUUAAAGAACUUGAAGAACAGGCAACAGAUAGUCCAAGGUCUGCAGCAAGAGCAUUCCAUAUUCUACUAGUUCUGUUAAAAAAUGAUCUUUGAAAGGUUGUUAAACAGUGCAUGAUUAAAAAUAAAGUCUGUGAUAUCUGGAUUGCUGGUGUAAUCUAGUGGUUCUUGUUGGUGUGCGUAUCCAAGGAGUAACGGUUGGAUUAAUUUCAACACGCCCAGUUACAGCCUUAAAGAAGUAUUAACAGGGUGUCUGUAUUGCGUGGGUUAAAUUUAGAGAAAAUGUAAGGGCUUACUUUCCCAAAGAAACGAAGCAAACUGUCCAUAAUAAUGAGGUGUCCAUAUUAAGUUGUUGCCCGUAAGGUGGGGUUAACUACAUGAGUAUUAUUUUUGUGUCCUUACAGUUGCAUGUUGAGCUUGUAGUAGUUGGAGUUUAUUUUGGUCAAUUAAUGUUCAUAAAUUCUUUUUCCUGGUAAUUUAGCUGCUGUCUGUAUUCCUGGGAUGUCAAGACAACUCACUGUAUAUUUAGCCUUUGUACGACCAACCCGAUCCCCUAAAAAAGUCAGGUUGUUUCUACAUGUACAUGUAAUAAUUAAUUUGUAUGUCGAUAAUAUUCCAUUUAAAGACCAGUACCAUGUGACUAAGUUUUCCAUAUUUAAAUUUUUUAGCGGGAUGUUUGGAUGGUAUGCCUUUCAAAUUGUUAAUUUUAUAAGCACACUGUGUAUUCAAGGUCUAGAGAAAAAAUAUGGACUCAGAGGAAGGAAAUGUAUUUGAUCCUUUUCUCACAUUUCCACUGUAAAAAAUUAAUCCUUUGAUUUAAUAACCUUGCAUUUAGUUAAAUUAACUGUAGAAUGCUAAUAGCCUUGCAUACGUUACAUGUAUACUGUACUUGUACUUUCUGACUAGCUGUACUACUCAAGCACUGAUCAUAACUACAGUACAAUAAUACAAUAAAUAUUCUUCCCUAUAGCCAUGUGACAAAUGCUGCUAAGAAGCAAAUGGACAGUUUGUGGCACACAACAAACAUCUACUACCACCCAACUGUUCAUGAAUAUGCUGAACUGUUAGCUUCAAAGCUACCUGGGAACCUUAAGGUUAGAAAUUUAAGAAUUAAAUGUAGAUUUUUAAAACAAAUUGGCCUUUGAAUACUGUUUUGUUGGACUGUUACAAGCAAAUUUCGUGACUGGAAAAGUUAAAUUUUGGCUUAUCGAUGUGUGAGAGAUUUGUAGAACUGUUCUUAGAGUUCUAAAAUUUUUAGAGAUCCUGUUGGUUAAUGUUUUAGAAUUCCUGUUAUUGGAAAGGCAUAUUUAUUACAAUGUAAGAUUUUAAUAUUAGUGCUAUUAAGAUCUAUAGAAUUAUUCACAUUACAUGUACGCAAAAUAUUUUAGAAUUUUUUUACAUCUUUAUUAACGGUUUUUUAAGUUCACUUUUUUAUUUGUUGUAGGCUCUUUUUCACAUUUUAGACUGUGAAGUUAGAAUCAAAGCAUAUAACCAGGAAGAUAGCUAGAUAACAAGCUCUUAAGUAUAGGUAGGAAGAAAAGUCCAAGAAAGUAUAAUAAAUGUUUUUAUAGGUUUUAAUUUAUUUGGCAGAAAAGUACUUUUAAAUACAACAAAAUAAUGUUAUUUAUUAUUUAACUACAGUGAAUGUACUAUGUACAAGUAUUUUGAGGUGUGUGAGAGUUAUAAUAAGUAAACACAACUUUUUCUUUUGUGGUAGUCAACAUGUACAGCUGACUAGUCCAGUUUAUAAUAAUAAUCACGGUUUGACUUUAUGGUCGCGUGUGAUGGGUCACGGUUCAGAGUUCGUGGGUUAGUGUACAAGUUAACUAGGGUGUAAAUGUCACAGUUUUAGAUGUGCUCUUUAGGAUCUUUAAUCAUUUGCUGUCCAAAUCAUUUGCAUAUUCUUAACCAGCCUGUGACAAAAUUUGCAUGUAUUUUUGUUACUAGGUGUGUUAUUUUGUUAACAGUGGUUCCGAAGCCAAUGACAUGGCAAUUAUGAUGGCAAGAGCUCACACAGGAAACUUUGAUUUCCUUUCUCUCAGGUAAGAGCUUCCCUUUUCUUGUGAAUGGUUUCGUCUAUUGAUUGCAUGAGGUGGUGUAAAUAAAUUAUACAGAAUACACUAGUAGCAGUUGUUGUAUCAUGCUUCAUGCUAAUGAAUCUGGGAUAAGCUCCAGUUAUUUGAACCUUUGGCUUAUGUGCGCCUUUAAUUUUAACCUUUUUACAGUAGUUUUAAAAAAAGACCUUCAUGAAUACAUGCAUGAAGUGGUCUCUGAUAGUUGAAUAUAGUCUCAUCAUAUAACUAUAAAGACUAGUGUAAAAUUUCACUGUGCUAUUGAAAAAAAUACAUAACUUCACCCCUCAAGAAAGGUUUUUAUCCUUCCACACCUCCAAGGCCCUCCUUCUCUCAGUUUUUUAACAUGUCCUGAUCACUACAGGCUAUUUUUUACAGUGAGAUAUAAACCAGCUGUUUGGAUGUUAUUGAUUGUAGUUCCAUAUCAUGAUAAUUAUGGUGUUUGUAGGUGUAUUAAUUAAUGGUGGUUGACAUUGUUGCUUGAAAAAAUUCAGGUUUAGUACUUUAGAGUAAACAAAGCCAUGGAGAGAACAAUAGUAAUACCUAAAUAGUAAACAGAGUCAAUAACAUUGCGGUUUUACACAUAACUUGCAUUUUUUUAAAAGUUUCUUCAAUGUAUUUGUAGGGCAACCCAAACAGGGGGAUGUUUAUCGAUAAGUUGUUACAUACAACAGUUAUAAAUUUCAUAUCUCCUCACAGUACUUAUAAGUUAUGAGUUUUGUUUCAUUUAUGAUUAUCAAUGGCUACUUUAUAUGGCUUUACGUAACAGGCUUUACGCUCACCUUCCAGUUUGAUUACAAUUAAGUGAACAUUACAUUAAUUUUGUUGUAGGAAUGCAUAUCAUGGUGCCAGUCCUGGAACUCUAGGAAUUCUUGCUCACAAUACAUGGAAACUUAAUGUGCCACUGUCCUUUGGUUUCUUCCAGGUAUAGUUAAAAUUGUACAAAAUUUGUUUUGCUUCAUGUACUAGUAAGCACCUUGAAGCUAAGUAAGUUCAAAUUUGAUGGGUAAUAACUUAUCACAGGUUCAAAGAUGAGAUGCACAGUACUUAAUUAAAUCUAAGAUUUUGUUGCCCUGUAUAAGCCAGUUUACAUGAGUAAGGUUUACUUUUUUGAGUUGUUGAAUAUAAUAUUUUAUUAGAACCAUCAUGUUCUUUGAGAUUAAUUCUACAACCAGCUGCAAAUAUGUUGAGACAUUCUGACGCACAACCAGCCUUUUUUACUUAAAAUUUCUGCUAUAGAUAAGUCACACAUCUGUGAGAUAUGACACUUAACCUUUCCCCAUCACUCCACUUCAUUUAAAGUUGUUCCUCCAUCUUGGGUUGUUUCAUUGUAUAAAAUUGUAGUAACUUUGACAUUAGGGGAGGGUCGCCGGGGGACAGGCUAUCAAAGCCUAAAUGUGGUACAGUGUUUCAAGUACACGUGUUAAUUUUUGCUACUGGUUGUACAAUGUAGCGUGCAUGGAUUCUAUGCAAAUGAGACCUGUCCCAAGCAAUUCCCCCCCCCCCCCAAAAAAACUUCAUUAAGCAUACAAUGUAGGCUAGGACACAGAGGACCUUUCUGUUCCUGUAAAUUAUUUGAGCUUAUGGAAUUUCAUUGGAUUGUUACUAAUGAUAACACAAACACUUUGCUUUAUAGACCAUGAAUGCAGAUGUGUAUCAAGGCCCAUGGGGUGGGGCUAAAUGCCGAGACUCACUUGCACAGGUAAGGUGAUUUGUUUUUAAAGGUCACUAUCAUUAAACAGUUUUGGAAUUGCAUAAGCCUGGCCUGGCUGUUCCCACUUUCAGCUUUCAACCAUCCAAUGCAACCACUGCCCAGUUAGCUCAGUUGGGAGAGCACCCAUCUGCCAAGCGGGAGGUUGUGGGCUCAACCCUGGCUGGACCAACAACCAAGGUCUUUAAAAAAGAUUGUGCUGGCUGUGAUUUGAGAUUUCUCAAUUCAGAUGAUUGUACUCAUAUUGGGUAUCCUUCUUUAAAAUAAUAGUCAAACCAAAUGGGAUGAAAUCAGAUUUACUAAUAAAAUUUGAUUUGUAUUUUUUUUACUGUAGGCAGACAGGACCUGUGACUGUGCUGCAGGCAAGUUGGGAAAUUAGUAUAGUGAGGCUACAUUAACCAUAUCCUAGGGCUAUAAAAAUAUGGCUUUAUAAGGACGUGGUUGUGGUAACAAUGUUCUCAAAUGAGAAAUGACUGAUUGUAGGGUUUUAAUGUAUCAAAGACGUGUUGUCAUAGCUAAUUAAAAGUUAUUACAUAAAAACCUACAAACAAUGCUCUCAACCAACGUCUACUUUGGAACCACUUGUUAUAAAAAGUAUAAGAGUAAUUCAAAGGAGGGGUGGGGUGAGGUUUAGCUCAAGGUUAGUAAUGAUAAUAGUUUGUUACUUUGUACAUGUAGGUCAGUGUAUUGCAUCCAAACUUUAUGUUGAUCAACUUAAAGAUGUGUUGGUUCACUCUACGAGCAAGAAAGUUGCAGGAUUUAUUGCUGAAGUCAUUCAGGUUAGGCUAGAGCAAAAUUCCUGUUUCUUUCUCAGCUGGCUAGUUUUUGUUAAAGGCAAUGAAUUCCUUUGCUUGAUGCAGAAAAAAAUUAGAUUGUCCACUCGAAGGAAAAUGCCCCUAAUCAAAUGUAAUCUAGCAAGCCACUGUAACCACAGCGACAUCAACUGAAACUUACGUCAGACUGGCAACAAACUUUAAGGAACGUUACAGAAAUCAUUAGUCCUCCUAUCGACACUCGAACAGAAGAAGUGAAACGGAAUUCUCAAAAUAUAUUUAAACUUUACAAGACCCUAAGAAACCUUUCCAGAUAAAAUGGAAAGUUUUAAAGAAAUGUAAACCCUAUAGCAACAUUAGCAAAAAAUGUAAUCUUUGUCUUUAUGAAAAGUUCAUCAUCAUUGUAAAAAAGAGCUUUGUAACCUAAACAGGCGAAACGAACUGCCCCUACAGAAACAAAUAUGUACUUCAGAACUCAGUAGAGUAACGUACGGUAACUAAGACACAAUCCAUUUGUUACCUAGAUACAAUCUCUUAACCCAUCCCUAUAACAACCUACCAAAUUUUACUGCCAGCUUUGAAUUUUAGUGGUCAAUCGUUGAAGUUGCCUGAUAAGUGUGGUCCUCCUUCUUUUUGUGAAAGUUAAGGUUGUUUAAAUCUCACUGAGCUAUGUAAAUUUAAAUAAGAAACAAAAAACAAAACAAAUAACUAACAAUCUGCAGGCCGAGUCGUUUGCUAAUAGUUUACUGGCUAGCUCAGUUCAUAGAUAAACUGUCAGAACCGAUUAUAUCAGUUGUCCAGGUAACAGUAACGCAAGAUUUGGUACGUUUGGUACGUCGGUGUAAUAAAAUGAUACCAUCGUGUACUGAUUAGUUUAUUUAAAGCGAAAGGAGAUGAAUAAUUAAGUCCUAUGGUUAUUCCCUUCAUGUUCAUAAAAUUGUUGUCCAUUGUUUCAGGGUGUUGGUGGUGCAGUUCAUCUUCCUAAGGGAUUUCUUAAGGGUGCAUAUGAGCUGAUCAGGGAGCGUGGAGGCGUCUGUAUCUCAGAUGAGGUGUGGCUGAAAUUAACGUAGAACUUUUCUUAUACACCGUAAGUAGCUUUUUAGGACAGUCAAAUACUCACCUUUCUCUAACCUUCUAGGUUCAAACAGGAUUUGGUCGCCUCGGAAGCCAUUACUGGGGUUUUGAAACUCAAGAUGUUGUUCCAGAUAUUGGUAACUUUAUGAUACUUUGUAGCGCUUCUUUUACAAAGCACUCUUGCUACUAGCAUUGGUUUAAAAUUAAGAAGGAACAGGCUCUAAUCCCUGGGGAGCAGGGAUGGCGCAGUGGUGAGAGCACUCGCCUUCCACCAAUGUGGCCCGGGUUCGAUUCCCGGACUCGACGUCAUGUGUGGGUUGAGUUUGUUGUUGGUUCUCUUCUCUGCUCCGAGAGGUUUUUCUCCGGGUACUCCGGUUUUCCCCUCUCCGCAAAAACCAACAUUUCUAAAUUCCAAUUCGAUCCGGAAUGCUCGAGCGUUUAAUACAUGAGCCCCUGCCUCGGGAGAUUGGGCAACCACUCCUCACGCUAUCGAGCUUAAAUAAAAUUAAUUUAACUUAAUUUAAAAUAUGUUGACUAUGAAAUGCUAUUUGUCCAUGACCAUUAACAUGAAUCCUCUUUCCAGCGCUUUCGUCUGCUAAUUACUGUGCAGUAUUUUACGAAAUAAAAUUUAGAUUAUCUCUAUCAUUUGGAAUAUCAAUUGUAUCUAUUUUGGCAGUGAAACUUUUACCGUUUACAGUAAGAGUGAUAUACACCAUAAAGUAGGUUCUAACUGUUACAUGUAGGUGGAUGAAAUCGUGAAGUAAUUACAGUGUGGUGUUUUUUCUUUCUUUAGUUACCAUGGCAAAAGGUAUUGGAAAUGGAUUCCCAUUAGCUGCAGUAGUGACAACUCCAGGUAAGAAACAGAGCAGCAGCAGGGAUGGAGGGGGAUGGGGUUAGUAGGGGUAGAAGGUGGGGGGGAGGUGAAGGAGUUGAUUACUGGCUGCCGAACCACAAACAUCCGUAGUUACCAUGCACAGUGCAAUUGCUAUAGAUAUAUGCUGCAUAUCAGAAUGUUGUUUUACGGUUUUGAGCAGCUGUGUUUUGUUUUCCCUAUCGGCUUUUUGUGCAAUUUGAUAGUCAUUUUGUUUUAGCGACCUCAUUUGACGCUUCCUAGAUGGCCUUAAGUUCAAUGAUCGGGGCUAUGGGUCACCAACGUUCUACAACUAACGCCAUCUUGUUGUUGAUGUAGAAAUAACCGACUUAAAGUGGAAAGUAAUCCGAAAAAAAAAAAAACACUGAAAGACUUUGAGAGACUUUCCCGAUGCAAUGCGAAUUGUCGGAGUAUUGUGAAACAAGAUUUCGCUGGUCUUAUUUAUCCUUGCUUUUAAGGAAAAAAAAUACGAAUGUUCGAUUUCUAUCGUUUCAAAUCAUUAUAAUAUUUAAGGCAAUAAUAACAAACAGUAACCAGUCUGCGUCGGCUCAAAAUUGUUUUAUUUUAUGUUCCAGAAAUUGCCCAGAGCUUUGCCCAAGCAGUUCAUUUCAACACAUAUGGUGGAAACCCUAUCGCAUCAGCAGUUGGAAAAGCUGUUUUAGAGGUACUGAAGUAGCUUGGUCACAGAGUUAAAAUUAUUUUACUUAAUUUAAAAGAACAACAACAGGAAAGAAAAAGAAAGCUGAAAGGGCAGUUUUGAAACUACAAUUUCUCAGUAAAGCUUACCAGAUUUUGCUCCUUGGCUAGUUUGAGCAGAAAACUGUCAGUCUUUAGUCGCCUUUCAUUCUAGGAAGAUCAGUCACCACUCACGUUUGCUCUAUUUUUGUUGACAGGCCAUAGAUGAAGACGGAACACAGAAGAACUCUGAGGUGGUGGGAACGUACUUUAUAGAAAAACUUCUUGAUCUCAAGAGUGAGUUCCCGGAUGUUGUUGGCGACGUCAGAGGCAAGGGAUUGAUGAUUGGCGUGGAACUUGUGACUGACAAAGUGAGCCUACAUUUACCUAACUUGUACCACUUAAAUUGAGGUAGUCCAUUGUGCAUAAAAGUAAUGUCUGCCCGCAAGCGUUUUAAGAAAGCUAUUCUAAGCUUGGACCAGAAAACAUGGUCGUCCAAAAACAAGAUGGAGAGACGAUCUCACCAGACAGAUCGGACCCUUAUGGUCAAGACUAGCCAAGCACUGCAGACACCUGUGGGAUCUAUCCAGGGAGAGGUUCCUCUGUCAAGAGUGAAUACAUGACGAUGAUGAUGAUAAUAAUUCUUGGCUGCACCAAUUUGUCCUAAGUCCUUACAUGCUUUUUUCCUAUUUUCGCAAAAUGUAUCUAAGCGCUUUUGCCAUAAUCCCAAAAUUGAUUCAAUUAUUGCUUGUGGGCACCUCUUAGCGCAAAUGGCCUGUUCAGCCCUUUUCUUUCAUAGUUUACUUAUUUUGGUCACUAAAAACCAUAAAUAGUAACACUGAAACUAUCUGUUUCCCUUUUUGCGAUGGUAAAUUGCCCAUUUUCUCAGAAAUAUUUUUGAGACAGCAUUGAAAGAAAGUAAAGGCAAAUAUAUUUGUGUGCAGGUAUACAUCUCUGCAGCACCAACAGUCCAACCUCCACUAACGGCCACUUUUUUGUCAUCAAUCCAUACAUAGACUCCUGUUUAAACCUCUCUAUAACGGCCACUUUCUUCUAUCCCCACUUUGCUCGUUUUGAAGAUGUUCAACUGUAUUUUGUAAUUGUAUUCCUUGUUGGGGUUAAAUGACUUCAAGAUUGUUUGUUUUGUCGUUAUAGGAGUCAAAGACACCGUUGCCACCCGAGAAGUUUGUUCCCAUCUGGGAGGAUUGUAAAGACAUGGGGGUACUAAUUGGUAAAGGAGGAUUAUAUGGCAACGUAAGUAUACAAGCUUGUGUCAAGCAGCCCCACCCCCUCCCCCUUCCCACCACAGACACGUGACUCAUCUUUGCUCUCAUCUCUCUCCUCACAAAAACUAGGGCAGUUACACUUUAAGUCCAUUCCGUUAACAUAAAUUUUUACUGCUCUUUGUUCCGAGGAUAUUUCGUGUUAACAAAAACGUCAAAUUCGCCAUGCGAUUUGCGUUACCAUUGUACAUAGAAAGGUCUUUCCCCUAAGUCAAAAAUAUUCCGCGUGUAAGAAUCUUAACAUUACAAUGCAAAUCGCUUGGCGACUGUUUAUGGUAAUGCUUUCAGUGGGAUAACUUGGAUUUUUUUUCCGAUUCGCCUGUGUCACUGGUAAGCAAAAAAAAAGGAGGAAGAAGAACGAGGAAGCCCCAAUCUGACAAUUUCUGAGUACACCCCUUGAAAUUUCUCAUUGGUUAUAAAGAUUAUGACGAUUGAACCUCUUCAUGCCAACACUUCCCUUCUGUAAGGGACAGUUUCAUAUAUUACCUACCUCUAUAAUAGGGACACCUCUGAACUCUGCAUGUCCCAUUGGUUUUGUUCUUUUAACAGGUUUUGCGAAUCAAGCCUCCUAUGUGCAUUAACAAGGACGAUGUUGACUUUGGUAUCGCAGUUUUGCGCACAGCUCUGAGUCGGUACACCCAAAUCAAAUGAACACUUCACUGAAGUUAGAUAUUUCUUACAGCACCGAUUGCAAUAGGAAUACAAAUGGUGAAGAUAUAAAACUUCUGCAUCUGCUUUGUCUUCAAAGGAAAAUCGAACUUCUUUAUAAAGUACAAUUCACAUCAAAGGAACCACCGGAACUUUUGGGACAGAAUCGAAUUUUAUUGAAACUCUGAUUAAUAUAUUUUUACGUCUAUGAAGAUGGUAUUCAAAACGGCUCGGAAAGAGCGUAGCAGCACCCCGUCUGUCAUUUCUUCAAACUUUGCUUAAAUUUUAGAUCAAUCAAAGCAAAGAUAUAAGAAGAACUGUUAGGUAAUUUUUAUACUACUUUAUAUUAGAGAAUACUCUGCGUACGCUAAAACACACAGAUAAAUUGUAAAAUGGAUCUCGGUGGUUGGUUUUAAAUCAAGAGUGGUCAUUAAAAGACAG
Molecule: messenger RNA, 13773 nt
Organism: Porites lobata
Lineage: Eukaryota; Metazoa; Cnidaria; Anthozoa; Scleractinia; Poritidae
Source: the annotation of a GenBank genome assembly